Molecule: messenger RNA, 3363 nt
Organism: Aethalodelphis obliquidens (Pacific white-sided dolphin)
Lineage: Eukaryota; Metazoa; Chordata; Mammalia; Artiodactyla; Delphinidae
Product: pyridoxal phosphate phosphatase
Exons: 18
Coding region: 342-2108 (588 amino acids)
Biological process (GO): signal transduction; regulation of actin cytoskeleton organization; regulation of Rac protein signal transduction
Cellular component (GO): intracellular anatomical structure; cytoplasm; cytosol
Molecular function (GO): protein binding; GTPase activator activity; pyridoxal phosphatase activity
Source: RefSeq, a predicted model, not a curated record
GAGCGGGGAGGAGGGGCCGCGCGCACAACCUGUGGAUCUCCAGGCGGCCGGCGGACCCACACUCGCCGGGACCGUAGGGGGGGCGCCCUUGGGGGGCCCGGAAGACGCGAAAGAGCGAGAAAACAAACUUGGAGAGAGGAGUGACCUGGGGGCCGGGGGCGGAGUCGCCAGCGGGGGAGGAGAGAGUGAGCUGCAGCGAGAGCGCGGCUGGCCCAGGAAGCGGAGAGCGCCGCCCACCCACCCGGGGCGAGAGAGGCGCCGCGGGCAGAGGCAGGCUGGGCCGGGGGCUGCCGGGCCCUCGACCCCCACCGUGACCCCGCAGCCCCCAGCCCGCCCCCAAGAUGAUGAAGAGGCAGCUGCAUCGCAUGCGGCAGCUGGCCCACACGGGCAGCUUGGGACGCACCCCGGAGACUGCCGAGUUCCUGGGGGAGGACCUGCAGCAGGUGGAGCAGCGACUGGAGCCGGCCAAGCGAGCAGCCCACAAUGUCCACAAACGGCUGCAGGCCUGUCUGCAGGGCCAGAGCGGGGCGGACAUGGACAAGCGGGUGAAGAAGCUUCCCCUCAUGGCUCUGUCCACCACGAUGGCCGAGAGCUUCAAGGAGCUGGACCCUGAUUCCAGCAUGGGGAAGGCCUUGGAGAUGAGCUGUGCCAUUCAGAACCAGCUUGCUCGCAUCCUGGCUGAGUUUGAGAUGACCCUGGAGCGGGACGUCCUGCAGCCGCUCAACAGGCUGAGUGAGGAGGAGCUGCCAGCCAUCCUCAAGCACAAGAAGAGCCUGCAGAAGCUGGUGUCUGACUGGAACACACUCAAGAGCAGGCUCAGUCAGGCAGCUAAGAACUCAGGCAGUGGCCAGGGCCUGGGCGGCGGCCCGGGCAGUUACACCACCACAGCCAACAAGGUGGAGAUGCUGAAGGAGGAGGAGGAGGAGCUGAAGAGGAAGGUGGAGCAGUGCAAGGACGAGUACUUAGCCGAUCUGUACCACUUUGCCACCAAGGAGGACACCUAUGCCAACCACUUUAUCCACCUCAUGGAGAUUCAGGCCGAUUACCAUCGCAAGUCUCUGAGCUCGCUGGACACGGCCCUGGCUGAGUUGAGGGAGAACCACAGCCAAACAGACCCCUCCCCCUCGAUGAUGGCCGCCCCCUUCUCCAGGGUGUAUGGGGUGCCUCUGGGAACCCACCUGCGAGAGCUGGGCCGAGACAUCGCCCUGCCCAUCGAGGCCUGCGUCAUGAUGCUGCUUUCUGAGGGCAUGAAGGAAGAGGGCCUCUUCCGUCUGGCCGCCGGGGCCUCGGUGCUGAAGCGCCUCAAGCAGACAAUGGCCUCGGACCCCUGCAGCCUGCAGGAGUUCUGCUCUGACCCCCACGCUGUGGCAGGUGCCCUCAAGUCCUACCUGCGGGAGCUGCCGGAGCCCCUGAUGACCUUUGACCUCUAUGAUGACUGGAUGAGGGCAGCCAGCCUGAAGGAGCCAGGAGCCCGGCUGGAGGCCCUCCAGGAGGUGUGCAGCCGCCUGCCCCGUGAGAACCUCAGCAACCUCAGGUACCUGAUGAAGUUCCUGGCACUGCUGGCCGAGGCGCAGGAGGUGAACAAGAUGACACCCAGCAACAUCGCCAUUGUCCUGGGGCCCAACCUGCUGUGGCCCCCUGAGAAAGAAGGGGACCUGGCCCAGCUGGACGCAGCCUCCGUCUCAUCCAUCCAGGUGGUGGGCAUGGUCGAGGCUCUGAUACAGAAUGCAGACACCCUCUUCCCUGGAGAUAUCAACUUCAACGUGUCAGGCCUGUUCUCAGCGCCUGCACCCCAGGACAAGGUCAGCGACAGGCCGGCUUCCGAGGAGCUUCCAUCGAUUGCCACACCCACCCCGGCCCCUGUACCAGCUCCGGCUCCGGCCCCUGCCCCAGCCUCAGUGGCUCUCAAGGAAAGGGCAGAGUCUGAGGCACCCCCCAGACCAGCCUCCCCCAAGGUCAGUAGGAGCUCCCUGGAGGCAGCGACCCCAACAGAGGACAUGGCUCGGAGGAACAGCCAGGGGAGACCAGGAAUCCGGGUGGCUAAGGGCCCAGGUUUGCUGCCGGACACUCUGGGUUCAGAUUCCAGCUCUGUGACCUUGGGCAGGUGACUUCACCUGUCUGUGCCUCAGCUUCCUCCUCUGUGUAAUGGGACAAUAACUGCACCUGCCUUGUAGGGCUGUUUGGAGAAUUAAAUGGUGCUGCCUGGCCCAUACCCAGCACACAGUAAAUGCUCGAUAAAGGUCAGCGAUUGAGUGUUGGGGGCGGUGGAGUUCAGUCCCUCAAGAAGACCAGGGAUCACAGAGUGAAGAGGGCGGAUGGGGUCUUCAAAAGACAGCGAAGGAGGGUGGUGGUGGUGGUGGUGGUGGUUUGGUAGCCUCCUUCUGAGCCCCUUUGGUGCGUUCACCUGUUCAGGUGGCCUAAAGCCAGGCAGGUGAGGAGGCCGAGGGUUCAGGUGCAGAGUCUGCCAGGGUAACUAGGACGCUUGGGACACCCAGCCCAGGAGGCUCUAGAGUUUUCCACCUGGAUGGGAGUAGGUGGAGCAGCGUCAGGAGCCUCUGGACCAGCAGGAGCUGGCAGGUCGCACAGGGACCUUCUUACAGGAGGGGGCUUCUAGCCACCUUUCCUGGAUGGGGUGCACGCAGGAUGUUUGCUCACUGGAGCACAAGUCAAAGGACGGUCACAGCAUCACCUGCACUGGUCCUCACGUCAGCCCUGGGAGGUCAAGGCUGUCAUCUUAUCUCACCGAUGAAGAAACUGAGGCUCCCGGGGGCAAGUGAUUUGCCCAGGCCCUCCAGUGGGUGGAGACAGAGCUAGGACCAGGGGCCAGAUGUCCUGCCCCACCUAGCCCCUCGGCUGCCUUGUGAGGUUGGACUGUGCAGGGGCAUCUGAGCGCUGGGGUGGGGCAGUUCUGGUGGGCUUCUGAGAGGAAGUGAGGCGGACCCAGGUGGCAGGUGGAACAGGCAGCAGUUCUUUAUUCAGAAGCUCUGUACUGAACACGCACACUGCGCUAGCCAGCUGGACAUCAGCUGGCCUCACUCAGUUUACAUUCUAGUCAGGGAGACAAGCAAUAAUCGAGCAGAAUUAAAACUGACGAGAUCAUUUCAGAGGGCAAGGAGUCCCGUGAAGAAAAUACGACUGGAAAAUAUGCCAGUGACUGGGGCAGGGCGGGGGAGGGGCCCUCUAGCUGAGGACAGACGUGGACCGAGGCCCGAAUGGUGAGCAGCCAGCGUGGAAACUGUUCCCGGCAGAGCGAACGGCAGAUACAGCCGAUUCGAAGAUCCCAAGGUGGCGUCGAGCUUGGGGAUUUGCCGCAGGCAGUGUGAACGCCUAACCACCCCUCUCCUUCCUCCACAGCCAAGCGCC